Molecule: messenger RNA, 1831 nt
Organism: Scatophagus argus
Lineage: Eukaryota; Metazoa; Chordata; Actinopteri; Scatophagidae
Gene: vipas39
Product: VPS33B interacting protein, apical-basolateral polarity regulator, spe-39 homolog
Exons: 19
Coding region: 93-1568 (491 amino acids)
Biological process (GO): vacuolar transport; intracellular protein transport
Cellular component (GO): cytoplasm
Source: RefSeq, a predicted model, not a curated record
AGCAGCCACAGCGCGACUGAGAGCCGUCAGGAGAAGCAGAAGAAGAAGAAGAAGCCGGAAGAAGAAAAGAAGAGUGGCUGCGGCGGCUGAAGAUGAUGAAGAAUAAGGCAGAUGAGGAAGAUUACUGGAACAGCUCCAAGUUUAAAGCUUUCACCUUUGAUGAUGAAGACGACGAGUUCAGCAGGCUGAAAGAGUCGAAGCAGGCGGUGAACAGCAUCCGCCGCCUGGUGGAGGAAGACGAUGAAGAAGACGACGUGGAGAAGGUCAGCUGGAGCGGAGAACCCGUCGGGAGCAUCUCCUGGUCGGUCAAAGAGACGGCAGCAUCCAAUCAGAGGACAGACAGAGAGCCCGCCUUCCCCAAAGUCAAUGCAGACACGCCGACCAUCAGCAAGAGUAACUCGGGAUACUCUCUGAGCUCUCUGUUCAAAGGAAAAACCAAAGGAGGGAACUUCCAGUCCUUCUCCGACUCGCUCAGCGAUUCUUCUGUCAGGCUCUACGCUCCAGAGCUCCGAAAGCCCAAAUCUGAAUACAAGGAUUAUGUCAGUGAUUGGUCACCUGAGGAGACAGUCCACAGAAUGCAGCAGGGAAAGGCUGUGUCUUUGGAGAAGUUUCGAUCUCUUCAGGACAAACUGCUGCUGCUCGAUUUCGCCGUCAGCGCACACGACGGAAACGUCAUCACGGCUGUGUUAAUUUACUUAAAGAGGACUCUGAGUAAAGAGGUUUUGUUUCGGGAGCUGGAGUCCAGGCAAACAGCUCUGAGACAUUUCAUCCACUACCUGACUGAGACCAGAGAGCAGAGGCUGCUGCUGGAGCUGCUCAGAGCUCUGGGCCGGACAGAGGACGUGGCGCUGCUGCAGUAUAAAGAACACCUGAGCAUUGCUGAUGAAAACAAGAGACGGGACUUCCUCAAGAGCUGCCUCAGUCUUCCGUUUUCUGCAGAAGAUUCAGCUCAUGUUCAGGAUCACUUCACUCUGCUGGAGAGGCAGAUCAUCAUCGAGGCAACCGACCAGCACGCCGAGCGCGGAGGGAAGGCGGAAAUCUUCCAGAAGUUUCCCAGAAGAGCCUCCAUUCUCAACAUGCCGCUGGUCACAACGCUGUACUAUUGCUGCUUCUACCACUACACUGAGUCUGAGGGAACCUACAGCAGCCCGUUGAACAUCCGUCAGACUUUUAAGAUCUCUGAGAAGCAGUACUUUGUGACGGCGCUGGCGGCUCGGGCGAAGCUGAAGGCGUGGUCGGACGUGGACGCUCUGUUCACCAGCAGGAAUUGGCUUGGCUUCACCAGGAAGAAAUCACCACUGAGCUUCCAACGAGUUGUCGACAUCCUACAGAAGAACUCUGCCCCCACACAGGUGCUGCAGGACUACGUGGCGUUGGUCGAUGAUGCAGAGCUGAGGAUCACUUUGGCUCAGAAACAUAAAUGUCACGACAUCGUCAUCAACACUUACCGGGACCUGAAAGACCGGCAGCUGCUGCUGGGAUACCGGGGGAAGGUGGAGCGAGGAUCGGUGGAGGAGAGGAAGAUCAAUGAGCUGCUCAACAACCCGCAAAUCCGGUGGAAGAACUGAGCUGUUUCAGUGAAAGACUUUUACUUUGAAACAAGGUGGCAGUUUCCUGUGCGAAGGGACGAUCCUCCAUCCUCGUGACAACAGGAACAUCCUGUCAGCACAUGCCUGCUUCACUCUCAUUGGCUGUAGGAGGAGCGCUUGGUUUGACUCUGCCCACAAAGCACACGGCGGGCGGAUCUUCAGUCAUCGCUUCAACAUCCGUCAGAUAACCUGUUUGUAUAAAAGUGAACAAAAAAGAAUAAAAACAUAAAAUGUGAAUUUAA